AUGUCACAAGCUGAGGCCUCUAUCUUGGAUAUCCAGCAACGAGGAUUGCUCGAGGCAGCAUACCACACAUUCGAAAACGGCUUUAAUGGACACAUUGGUUCCCUGUUGACUAUCCCUGGUCAGGCCAAGAAGCCACAUAUAAACAUUACCAUCGCCACGCCGGGGCUUCUUGACACACUGUACUUUAUUGAGAAUCACGGAAGUACCACGCCGUUGCAGGAUGACGAGAUCGAGAUUGAGAUCAAAGCAAGCAGCGUCAACUUAAAGAACGUCAUGCAUGCACUAGGUCAGAUACCGGGCGUCGGUUUCGGUUUCGACGGUAGUGGUACUGUCUCGAGAACCUCCGCGAAUAGCAACUUCUCCAUUGGAGAUUCAGUGAUGUGGUGUAACCACACGGGUGGCGGCUUCGGUACCUAUCUGAGGUGUUCUGAGCUACAGGCCGAGAAGAUGCCUGUGGGCAUGGCUUUUAAUACAGCCGCUGCCCUUCCUGCCGUGUACCACACUGCGAUCUACUCUUUUAUACACGUAGCGCGCCUGGAGAAAGGAGAGUCUGUCUUGAUCCACGCCGCGGCGGGAGGUGUCGGACAGGCUGCUGUCCAGAUUGCCCGAACUAUAGGGGCGACUAUCUACGCUACCGUUGGCAGCAAAUCGAAACGAGAUUUGCUUAAAGAGAUUCACCAUCUCCCUGACGACUGCGUCUUUGACAGCCGGAAUCCGUCAUUCGAGAAGGAGAUGAAGCUGGCCACUAACGGUCGCGGUGUCGACGUGGUACUCAAUUCCCUAGGCGGAGAUCUUCUGGAACACUCGUGGGAUUGCAUCGCAGCGUUUGGGCGGUUUGUCGAGAUCGGGAAAGCCGACAUUCUCAACAACACAUCUCUGCCUAUGCUUCCGUUUGGCCAAAACGUUACGUUCUCAGCCGUCGAUGCAGUAAUAUUGCAUCAAGAGAACAAACCGCUCGUGAAGAUUGAUCUGAAGGAGCUCGACAACCUAUAG
This is a messenger RNA of Colletotrichum spaethianum, 993 nucleotides long. RefSeq names its product regucalcin. The transcript has 2 exons. Gene Ontology annotation, molecular function: oxidoreductase activity; fatty acid synthase activity; zinc ion binding. The coding region runs from base 1 to 993 and encodes 330 amino acids. The record is from RefSeq and is a predicted model, not a curated record. Lineage: Eukaryota; Fungi; Ascomycota; Sordariomycetes; Glomerellales; Glomerellaceae. Gene Ontology annotation, biological process: secondary metabolite biosynthetic process; fatty acid biosynthetic process.